AUUCUCUACACAGUGCUUUAAUCACCUCCACAUUCCUCUUCUCCUUUGGGUGUGUUCUUUGGAGACAGAAUAAUGGAGAAGAACAAGGCCGUGUUUGUUUGUUUUCUAAUAUCCCUGUCGGUGAUCGCCAAUUCAAACGCCGGCGAAGAUUUUGAUGUUCGCAAACACCUCUCUACUGUAUCCAGAUAUGGUGUUGUCAAAGAUAUUGCUGACAAUUCGUUUGUAGCUUCGAAUGUUCCAGAAGGAUGUACUCCCAUCCACCUGAAUCUUGUGGCAAGACAUGGAACGCGCUCACCAACCAAAAAAAGAAUGAGAGAGUUAGACAGGUUGGCAGCUCAUCUCGAAGUACUUUUGAGAGAUGUGGAGGUACAAAAUUUGUCUUUGCAAGAAGUUCCUUCCUGGUUGUGGGGUUGGAAAUCUCCUUGGAAAGAAAAAGUGAAGGGUGGAGAAUUAAUCAGUAAAGGAGAGAAGGAACUAUAUGAUUUUGGAAUCAGGACUAGAGAAAAGUUUCCAAAUUUGUUUGAUGAGGAUUACCACCCUGAUGUUUACCCAAUAAGGACAAGUCAAGUUCCUCGAGCAUCAGCUAGCGCUGUGGCUUUUGGAAUGGGGCUAUUCAGUGCGAGAGGAAGUCUUGGACCUGGGCGUCAUCGAGCGUUUGCUGUAACUAGUGAAAGCCGUGCAAGUGAUAUAAUGCUACGUUUUCAUGACUGUUGCCAGAACUACAAGGCCUUCAGGAAAAGUCAAGAGCCUUUUGUUGAUGAACUUAAGGAACCAAUUCUUGACAAGAUCACCUCUGCUUUGGUCGGACGCUACAAGUUGAAUUUUACAAGGCAGGAUACAUCUUCUCUUUGGUUACUGUGCAAACAGGAAGCAUCUUUAUUGGAUAUAACUGACCAAGCUUGUGGUCUUUUUACCCCUUCAGAGGUUGAGAUGCUUGAGUGGACAGAUGACUUGGAAAUGUUUAUAUUGAAGGGUUAUGGCAAUUCAUUGAAUUAUCGCAUGGGAGUGCCAUUACUUGAAGAUGUUGUGCGAUCUGUGGAGCGGGCUAUCCAAGCUAAGGAAGAAAAACACACUCCUGGAAGUUAUGAAAAGGCAAUACUAAGGUUCGGACAUGCAGAGACUGUGGUUCCAUUCUCUUGUCUUCUUGGACUUUUCCUUGAAGGAUCUGAAUUUCAGCAAAUACAGAAGGAAGAACCCUUGGAAUUCCCUCCAAAGCCUCCACAAAGGAGAAACUGGAGGGGCAGUGUUGUGGCGCCUUUUGCUGGUAACAACAUGCUUGUGUUGCACAGCUGUCCAGCGAAUACUUCAAGCAAGUAUUUUCUGCAAGUCUUGCAUAACGAACAACCCAUUCCGUUGCCUGGUUGUGGUGGUUCUGAUUUCUGUCCAUUUGAAGUUUUUAAGGAAACAAUUGUCGCUCCUCAUUUGAAGCAUAAUUUUAUCACACUUUGCACUGUGAAGCUGGAUAAACAGGAGCCUAAUCUUGCAACGAUUAAGUUUUCUCAACUUGUCCGUUGGCUUCUUUCCUUCUUCUUACCGGGGAAGGAUGAUACAAGGUCGGGCAAAGAUGACUUAUAGUGUGUUUUUCAAGACUUCAAGUAAGGAAGGAAUAAUCUCACAUCCGUUUUCCUUAUUGGCUUCGACUUUCAUGGUUUUCAGCCACGAGGCCCACGUCCAGCUCCUCUUGCUAAUGUACAUUUUUCAUCAAUACAGUUGCUAACACAUAACCUGCUUUAGCGCUCGGCUGAGAUCUUUGGUACAAUCCUGUUUGUCCCGUUCACCUUGCAGUCUUGCUUUUAACACUGUUUUAGUUGUUGUAGUACAUUGGUUAUAUUAUCUAGCUUGAUCUUCCUA
Molecule: messenger RNA, 1851 nt
Organism: Morus notabilis
Lineage: Eukaryota; Viridiplantae; Streptophyta; Magnoliopsida; Rosales; Moraceae
Product: multiple inositol polyphosphate phosphatase 1
Exons: 11
Coding region: 73-1575 (500 amino acids)
Molecular function (GO): acid phosphatase activity; inositol phosphate phosphatase activity
Source: RefSeq, a predicted model, not a curated record